AUGUCCACCAAAAUCAACGGUUUCAUGACGUUGCGGUCGGAGCCAGACGCCCCGGCGCGAUCGGUUACGAGUGAUGAUGUCUCUUCGUGGCCGGAAAUCGAAAGGCAAUUGGUCAAGGCGUGCGCGAUAUUCGCCGGCGAUUCUUCCGUGAACGGGCGAAUGCAAGCGGCUGGCCAACUCGGUCCACACACGACGCACGAUGCGGUGAGCGAAAUGAGCGUCGUGGAAGUGUUUACGACCGCGUACGAAGGGAGUUUGGAAGAUUGCAGCACGAUUUUGGACGUGCACUAUCGAUUGUUGGCUGAAACGCUCAUUCAAGGGAACACGGAGUUAGUCGAGCACGUGUACGAGAAAUUUGCGGCGUUACCACCGAGAUUACGCAAAUCCAGUUUGCGCGCCACGGCGGCGUGCGCCGAAGCCGGAUUGUUGCACACGAGAGAAGAGUACGAGAUGAUGAACGCGGUGUUGAGCGAAGUCGUGGAGAGCGGGGACGCGGACGAAGGCGCUUUGAUGGAGUUCGAAAAGAACAACGCGAUGUUAAAAGCGAUGGACGAUAUGUUAGAGGCGAUGUUGAAAAACGUCUCGGAUUGGUAA
This is a messenger RNA of Bathycoccus prasinos, 594 nucleotides long. RefSeq lists its product with no specific name. The record is from RefSeq and is a predicted model, not a curated record. The coding region runs from base 1 to 594 and encodes 197 amino acids. The transcript is spliced from 2 exons. NCBI's taxonomy places the organism in Eukaryota, Viridiplantae, Chlorophyta, Mamiellophyceae, Mamiellales, Bathycoccaceae.